AAACUCAUUGCAAAAAGUCGACUUAGACCUAAAAGUCAAAUAAAAAAUUAUACGAAAAAUUUAAAGUCAUUAUUUACGGAAAUUAAAUCGCCGCCCAUUACUGGAUAUUGUUCACUUGCCAUGCGCUUUGAAUACGCCUCUGGUUCUAUGCACUCAGCUGUUUAGCAGCUGUCAUUUGAAAAAAAGUUCUUUUACUAGUUGGAUGUUUGCUUAGGUGCAAAGCGUACAAAAAGCUUAAAAUUCUUAGUUAACAAAAUUCAGUUUUAUUCCUAUCCAAUGGCGUCGCCAAAGACAUACACCCUAGAUGCAGUGAAACAACAUAAUACUCCAGAUGAUCUCUGGAUAGUCAUCGAUGGAAAAGUGUACGAUGUGACGAAAUUCCGGAACGAGCAUCCCGGAGGUGAAGAAACGCUGGAUGAAGUGGCAGGCCGUGACGCCACACGUGAGUUUGUAGAUGUGGGGCACAGCCAAGAAGCGAGGCAAAUGCUCACAAAAUACUAUAUUGGUGAUGUGGAAGGCGGUAGUAAAUUGUCAGUAAGACAAAUCUGCUGCGCGAUUGGAGCUUUCACUACUGGUCUUCUCGUGGUUAUCAUCAUACGCAAAGUUUUAGCGAGCAAGUGAAUCAAAAACAAAUGAUUUUAUACUGGACCGACAGCACUGCGACACACGAAUAUGUAAUCAAAAGGCAACUAGCGGAAUAGAUUGCUAACUAACAUGCCUCAAAGUACUCAGCAUUUCCAAGAAAAAUAAUCUGUAAUUUGUAAAAGUAAAAGUGUAUUGUAGCUAUAAAUGUAUAUUAAAUUUAAUAUGAAGUGCAGUUAUUAAAAAAUGUACGUAUUAAGUAUAUUCGAAACACAAAAAGUAAUAAAUGUUUGUAUGAAGCUUAAAAUAAAAACUAAAAGUGUUAUAACGCUCAACUGUUUUGUUGUUGCUGUAAGAA
Molecule: messenger RNA, 940 nt
Organism: Anastrepha obliqua
Lineage: Eukaryota; Metazoa; Arthropoda; Insecta; Diptera; Tephritidae
Exons: 4
Coding region: 277-621 (114 amino acids)
Cellular component (GO): membrane; intracellular membrane-bounded organelle
Molecular function (GO): heme binding
Source: RefSeq, a predicted model, not a curated record